Messenger RNA from Rhinichthys klamathensis goyatoka, 1749 nucleotides. It is a transcript of the gene txlnbb, whose product is annotated as taxilin beta b. Gene Ontology annotation, molecular function: syntaxin binding. The transcript has 10 exons. Bases 87 to 1691 code for a protein of 534 amino acids. The record is from RefSeq and is a predicted model, not a curated record. Lineage: Eukaryota; Metazoa; Chordata; Actinopteri; Cypriniformes; Leuciscidae.
UCACGCAGCUGCUGUGUGUGUCCUGACAGAGACUCGGCUCGGCUCCACUCACUCGCUCACUGCUCCUGCUGUAGAAUAUCAUCAGGAUGGAGAGCUGUUCACAACCUACAAAUGGAGACAGCAAGGCUGAUGUGACCAAUGACCUCACUGAGGAUCUGAGUCAGCAGCUGGAGGACAUUAUCAACACCUAUCAGGUGAGCGAACAGCCAGGUGAGCCUGAGGAUGUUGAGGAAGAGGCUGUUCCAGGCAAGGCCAAAGAGCAGAAAAUGGAGAAGAAGAUGCUUAAAGGUCUCGGGAAGGAAGCCAUGCUGCUCAUGCAAAGUCUGAAUAAACUGGGAACGCCUGAGCAGAAACUAGAAGCUCUCAUCAAAAAACAUGCAGAACUGCUGGAAGAGCACCGUUCAGACCAGAAACAGCUGAAGGUCCUGCAGAAGAAACUUCUCCAGGUGCUGAAGGAGAAGGAUCAGCUCCAGAGUGAACACAGCCGAGCUGUUCUGGCCCGCAGUAAACUAGAAGGCCUGUGCAGGGAGCUGCAAAGACACAACAAGACGUUAAAGGAGGAAACCCUACAGAGGUGUCGUGAAGAUGAUCUCAAGAGGAAGGAAAUCACCACGCAUUUCCAGAACACGCUGACGGACAUCCAGGCCCAGAUCGAGGAGCACAGCAGCCGCAACAACAAACUGUGCCAGGAGAACAGCGAGCUGGCUGAGAAACUCAAGGACCUCAUAUCAAAAUGUGACCAGCGAGAGGCGAAUCUUGAAAAAGUGUUCAAGCACCGAGACCUGCAUCAGAAAUUAAUGGAGACAAAACUCGCAAAGGCCAACGUAAUGCUCAAAGAGGCGGAGGAGAAACACAAACUGGAGAAGGAGCUUUUUCUGAAGCAGACUGCAGAGGCCAAAAUACAGGUUAAACUUCUGAAAGUACAAGAGACUGAUAUGAAAGCCCAGCUUGCUGUAUAUUCUGAGAAGUUUGAUGAAUUCCAAGGAACGGUAUCUAAGAGCAGUGGUGUGUAUGCCAGCUUCAAACAAGACAUGGACAAGAUGGCAAAGAAGAUGAAAAAGUUGGAGAAGGAGGCAAUUGGCUGGAAAUCCCGUUUUGAUGGCUGCAAUAAAGCUCUUCUUGAUAUGGUUGGAGAUAAAGCACUGAAGGAGAAGGAGAUUGAACUCUUCACCCUGAAGACCCAGAAACUUGAGAAUCUCUGUAGAGCGCUUCAAGACGAGAGGAAAACACUGUCUCAGAAGCUCAAUGGAUCCCAACAGGCCGGAGCCAACAAUGCAGUGGCUGCUGCGUCCGUCACUACAGAGAAAGCUACAGAAGCAACCGAGGAAGUUGCAGUAACUAAAGAGGAAGAGGCAGUCUCAACAGAAGUGGUCAGUCAAGAUCCAGAAACCCCCAUUGAGCCAAUCUGUAAGUCUCCCGCAGAAGCAACGCCGCUGACCAAAGAGCUCUUCAACGUGAAGGCUGAGAAAGCUCGGCUACAGGAGAUCGCGGCAGCGUUCACCAUUCGCCGCCACAUGCCGCCAGAGGCUUACGAGGACUCAGACAUCUGUGCUGAGAGUCUAGACGACGCUCAGGGUGAGCAACAGGUCGUAGAGGAGCUCAACUUCACAGAGGAGAUGCCACCCCACACUGACACACUGUCUGAAGAACAUCAAGAGCUCAGAGACAAAGACAUGCAGUCGGUUGAUUAGACCGACUAAUCCAAAUGUCAAUCUCUCACACAUUCACGAAUAAAGUUUAUUCUACAUC